Messenger RNA from Pochonia chlamydosporia 170, 789 nucleotides. Its product is annotated as deoxyribose-phosphate aldolase. Gene Ontology annotation, molecular function: deoxyribose-phosphate aldolase activity. The coding region runs from base 1 to 789 and encodes 262 amino acids. Gene Ontology annotation, biological process: carbohydrate catabolic process; deoxyribonucleotide catabolic process. Gene Ontology annotation, cellular component: cytoplasm. The record is from RefSeq and is a predicted model, not a curated record. Lineage: Eukaryota; Fungi; Ascomycota; Sordariomycetes; Hypocreales; Clavicipitaceae. The transcript has a single exon.
AUGUCCCAACCCGUCAAAGUCAAGGUCUCCCUCCCCAUCCUCGCCUCCCACAUCGACCACUCCCUCCUCCAUCCAACCCUCACAGACGCCCAAAUCACAAACGGCCUGCACCUCUCAAAAAAGUACUCCGUAGCAAGCGCCUGCGUAAAACCCUCCUCCGUCCCCCUCGCCGCCAAGAUCCUCGCCUCCUCCCCCGUCAAAGUAUGCUCCGUGGUCGGUUUCCCGCACGGCAGCUCCAGCUCCGCCACGAAAAUCGCCGAGACAAUCGAGGCUCUUGACGCCGGCGCCACAGAGAUAGACAUGGUAGUCAACAUAGGCAAGGUCCUCGGCGGGGAGUGGCACUACGUCGAGCACGAGGUGAAUGCCAUAAAUCGCAUCGUCACCACGCGCGGCGGGCUACUAAAGGUGAUUUUUGAGAAUGACUAUCUCGAGGAGGAGCAUAUUCGGAAACUAUGCGAGAUUUGUACGGAAUUAGGUGUGGGGUUUGUAAAGACGAGUACGGGGUAUGGGUUUGUGAAGCAGGAGAAUGGGAUGUAUAGCUACAAGGGGGCGACGGUGCCGCAUUUGAAGCUUAUGAGGGAGAGUGCUGGGCCGGAUGUGCAGAUCAAGGCGGCGGGGGGUGUGAGGACGCUGGAUGAUUUCUUGUAUGUUAUGAGUUUGGGGGUGACGAGGGUUGGGGCGAGUGCCACGGAGGCGAUCAUGGAGGAGGCGAGGAGUAGAGGCAUUGGCGAUGAGGAGAUUGAGGUUGAGGUGAAGCAGAUUGAUGGCACGAGUGGCGGUUCAUACUGA